Spinacia oleracea (spinach) is the source of this 3720-nucleotide messenger RNA. RefSeq lists its product as uncharacterized. Lineage: Eukaryota; Viridiplantae; Streptophyta; Magnoliopsida; Caryophyllales; Amaranthaceae. The record is from RefSeq and is a predicted model, not a curated record. Bases 1 to 2979 code for a protein of 992 amino acids. The transcript has 3 exons.
AUGACUGGUAGGGUUGGGGUUAGUAACGUGAUAGAUCUGUCAGACACAAGUAGCGAUUCUGGUAUAGAACUAAAUAUGGACGGGAAUACGGCCGGUAGUAAUGCUAAGAAUGCUGGGUGGGGGGUAAAAUCGAACACGCCACCUCCUUUUGCGGAGUUUAUGGGUGGGAAUCCUGUUACCGGCCCUUUUAUACCCAUGACUGCGGCUCAGUUUACUCGCUCACAACAGCUACAUGGCCUGCGGGCACGAAUGGAGAGAGAGCUUAGGCCGAAUGAGCAUAACGUGCCGGCUGGGGAGCCGAUAUUAGACGUAGAUCCGAUUUCGGUUAGGUACCAUUUGCGGGAUUAUCGGGAAUUUACUCAGCCUGGCGGCUCUGGUCUUGGGGAGUACGGUACUAACAUCGGCAAUAUAUAUGUUUCUAGGGUCAUGCCGUCAGACGCCGAACCGUCUACAAGUAAUCGACGGGCCGGGAAGGAUCCUGCCGUCCAUGAUGCGGGUGAGGUUGAUGCCGCCGUUAGUGGUGAUGUGCCUUCCACCCCUGGCGACUCCAUACUGGAGUCUUCUGAGUCUGGGUCUCCCGGGCUAAGGGCGCCGCCCAUUGCCGACUCUGAUGAAGAUGAGGAGGAUGCUGCGAUUUUGCAGCAAGUGUUUGAAGAAGAGGCCUUGGACGCCGAUGUGAAUUUCGAAGGUGAGGCUGCCGCGUUCUUGGUUCCGGCCCCUCCUCCUAAUGAUUCUGCUGCCCUCACCACUGAGAUAGAUAGUGACUUUGUAAAAGAGGCCGUUGCCAACCGGCAUUCUGAGGUUGGUGGUCGCUUUUUGGGUUUACCUGAGGGCUACAAGUUGACUGUGCCGAAAGAAGAGCAAACGGUGGCCGACUGUCCCGUAGGUCAUGUUGUUGUAUACACGAAGAUGUUCGACUAUGGGUUGCGCUUUCCCUUGCACCCGUUCAUUGAGAAGGUUCUGCGGGCCUGGAAUGUCGGCCUCGUUCAAUUAUCGCCCAUAGUUAUUCGCAAUCUGGUUGCGUACACUUGGUUAUUUUCAUUCAAACAGUGGCCCUUGACCCUCAACCUUUUCAAAAAACUGCACUGGCUGAAGCGUGAUGGGAAAGAUACCGGCUGGUGGACGAUCUUUACCAAGAGUCAGCGUCAGACUGUGAGCCCCCGGCUCUCCAGCUGCAAGGACUGGAAGGACCACUUCUAUUUCAUGGCUGUUCCCGAAGAUUACCCCCUUCGGCGUACAUUCUACCAGCCUAAACCUAGGAUGGAACAAUUUGACCAAGCCGACCUUGGGCCCCGAGAGCAACGUGCGUACGACAUGCUGCUGGUUGACUAUGUUGACGUUGGGCUGUCUAAGCCUAAAACCUUGCCGGCUUUUUGGCUUCCUCCUGCCGGUUAUAUUCUUAGUCCUGCCGCUUUGGGCGCAGUCGGUCUUGCACCUACACAUCCCCUUGGUAAAUGCAGUUGUUUGCCUGCACUCGUUAUCUGCUGGCACCAUCUUUUAAACAAGGCUUCACUCGGCCUUGACAAGAAUUGGAGGGUUGCUGAACAGUGUCCGGCGGGUCCUGCUGAGAAAUAUUACACUGUUUCUACUUUCUGCGCGAAAGCUUGUCGUGGUCGGUCAGCCAGCUUUGUGACUCCUUCUGCCGUUGUGGACCGAGGUGUUGUUCCUCGCGUUGUUCGAACAAAGGUUCCGGCAGCUGACCAGGCUACAUCCUCAGCCCAAGACGAAAUGACUACUGGCAGGUUUGCUUCUCUUCCUACCGGUCGGGGGGGACAUGCUACUCGGAAGAGGUCUUCCAGCCAGGCGAAGGCCAGUUCUCCCAAACGGUCAAAAAAUGACGCUGCGAAGACAGCGCAGGAGAAGGUGAAAGACGUCUACGCCAGCGUCGACAAGCCCUUGCAGACAUCUGGCGCUGGAAAGAAGAUUGCUGAACAGCCUGCUCAGUCGGUUGAGAUUUUGGAUGCUGACCUUUUGUCCAAAUUGAACCGGAAGCAGGUGUUGAGCGAUUUGAUUAGCGACCCGAUCCAUCCUGCGCCUGUGUCGAGGCAUAUCCCUUCCAUGAACCGGUCUGCCAGCUCGGCCUCUAAGUAUGGGGUUAUAGUUCGUUCUGGGGGGUUCAUCGAGGACAAAACUGUUGUGCUAUCUCCGGAUAUUCUUGCCGGUCUAGCCGCUGCUCCCGGUCAUGCUGAAGAGCACUGGCAGCCGCAGAAUGAUGUUCUGAGGGGUGAGUCUAUCCUUUUUGACCGUCCUAAAGACGGAGGUACACUGGGCUACCGGUCUCUGCGCCAAGUUGUUACACCCGCCGACGGUACGCCCCAGGAGAUUGAGACGCCGGCUGCACAGUUGAUGCAUGACCUGUACUCGGUGACGCAAUCUGCUACCGAGCUUGUGGAGUGCUAUCGGAGCUAUCAGCGUCGUUUAAAACGAUCGCAAGCUGAGAAAGAGAAGCUUCAGACGGACCUUGCUGAAUCGGUCAGGACUGAAGGUGACUGCCGGAAGGAGAUUGCGAGACUUGAGCUGGAUGUUAUUGCCGCAGGCAAUAGGAAGGCUGAACUAGAGCUUCUUCCAGCCAAGUUGACGGCCGAAGAGCAGAAGACGGCUGAGCUGCAGAUCAAGCUGGAUGCGGCGCUGCAGGCGGCCCAAGAUGCUGAGAAAGCUGCUAAGGAUGAUCGCAAGGCUGUGGCGCUGAAGGCUGUGCAGAAAUUUAUGAAGUCUGACUUCUACUGCGAGGAGAUGAAGGGGCGCUACAAUGGUGGGUGGACUGCAGCUCAUCGUUGUGCCGUCAAAGCCUUGACGCUGACUGAGGAUGCCUGGGGUAAGGUGGAGGGAUCCUAUGAAGAGGGUGGCCAUAUUGAUCCGACUGGCAUGGAGACCCAGACCUUCCCAGACAUCGUCAUUCAGAAUGCUGACCCUCGCCUUCUGCCCGACAGGGAGAUUCCCGAGUCUGCUUACUGGAGUGAUGCAGACUACUCAGCUUGACGGUCUUGGCAGUCAUCACCAGGCUCUUCCUGUGGUUCUUCCAACAGUUUUUUCCGGCCUCAUACUUGUUAAUGUCUGUUGGUAGCUUUUGAAUAUCAUUUAGCGGAUGUAACUUAUAAACAAUUUCCUUUUUUGGUACCUUUUUAGCUGUUUGUGGCACUUUGUCUUUUGCCGUGUGUUAACUGUUUCAAGAACGUUAUUGUCGUCUUGGCUGCGCCGUCUGAGGCGUAUGUUUGUGCCUUUUAGCAGCUACUCACUCCGCAUUUAGUUAUUUUUGGGUGGUGGUUGUCGUCCCUGUAUUUGUUUAAAACCUAUGUGAUGCACUUGAUGGAUUAUCCGUUUGUUUUUAUUCAAUUUGUCACGUAAUGGCGUCGUUUUGCCUUUGAUUUUAUUAUAUAUUGCAUCUUGCCUCUUGUCGACUGGGCCAAUGUGUUCAACCCUUGCAUAUGCUUAUGUCGUAUUUUGCCUCGUUGCUGACUGAGCCAAUGUGCUCACCCUUAGAUUUUAAUUUUUACCGUAUCUUGCAUCAUUGCUGACUGAGCCAAUGUGCUCAAAUUUAGAUUUUAACUUUUACCGUAUGGUAAUCUUUGCUGACUGAGCCAAUGUGCUCAACCUUUGAUUUCGUUUUGUUGUAUCUUGCAACAUUGCUGACUGAGCCAAUGUGCUCAACCUUUUAUGUCGUUUUGUCGUAUCUUGCAACAUUGCUGACUGAGCCAAUGUGCUCAACCUUUUAUGUCGUUU